Molecule: messenger RNA, 853 nt
Organism: Limulus polyphemus (Atlantic horseshoe crab)
Lineage: Eukaryota; Metazoa; Arthropoda; Merostomata; Xiphosura; Limulidae
Product: prothoracicostatic peptide-like
Exons: 3
Coding region: 93-836 (247 amino acids)
Source: RefSeq, a predicted model, not a curated record
CACUUGUGUUUUCACAACACGAGGUACUAGUCUCUCCGAAACGUUUUAAUCAACUUUUGAAGAGAAGAAAGGAGGUGGGACUAACAGCCCCCAUGGAUCGAGUCACUAAUGGAAUCGUAUUUGUUCUCCAUAUUUGGAUCUUAUUUGUUCUGGCAGAGGGAUUUAAUUCCGAAAUUAGUCCGGCCCUAGAAGUUUUGCUGUUGAGGGCCAAAGACAAAGAACACCAGAAAGAAGAAUGGAACGGUCUUUCUUUAACAUGGAGCAAGAGGAGUUUGGACAAACCCCCUGAAGUCUUGGAGAAGACAGGCUGGAACGACUUGUCUGACACAUGGGACAAACGGGAUUGGAACAGACUUUCUGGAAUGUGGGGCAAACGUGACUGGAAUAGACUUUCUGGGAUGUGGGGCAAAAGGGACUUGAAUAAGCUUCCUGUGAUAUGGGACAAAAGAGACUGGAAUAAACUUUCUGGGAUGUGGGGCAAACGGGACUGGAAUAAACUUUCUGGCAUGUGGGGCAAAAGAGACUGGAAUAGACUUUCUGGGAUGUGGGGCAAACGGGACUGGAAUAGACUUUCUGGGAUGUGGGGCAAACGAGACUGGAAUAGACUUUCUGGAAUGUGGGGCAAACGGGACUGGAAUAGACUUUCUGGGAUGUGGGGCAAACGGAAUUGGAAAACCCCGUCUCAACUUAGGAGCAAACGAAGUACAGAUCCAAACAGUUUAACUGGAAUUUUUCUUAUGGUGCCGAAUGCAACGAGUGAUGAGAUGUGGGUAUUUCAAGAGCCAUUGGAAGUCAGACAUCAGGAUUCGUCAGACGGUCUCCUACCUGAAGAGUGAAUGACAAGAGAAUUAGG